UUUGCCCCGGCUCUACCCCGGGCCCGGCUUCACCCGCGGCCGCCUCUCCCGCCCUCACGGCCCCGCCGCUCCGGCCCCACAGCGCCAUCCGUGCCCCCGCUCCCGAGGAAGGAAGAAGAAUGUCCCAAAAACAGCUGAAAGAAGCCUUUAUCAGCAAUCUGAACGGAACGAGUUUGCUGGAAAUUACUGCAGGCUUGUCCCUGCCUCCACUGUGCCUGCUCUGCAGAGGGCUCCUCCUGAUCCUGUACUACCUGCACCACGGAAAACCUCUAAGCUCAAGGAAGUACAGCCUGCUGCUGGACUUCUUGGUGCUGGUGUCUCCUCUCGUGUUGUCCUGCACUGUUUUGUCUCCAAUCAUCUUUUUCGUACCAGUUAUCCUUGCUGCCUUCUGUGCCGGAAUAUUUUCCAAAAUAUACAGCCAGACAAAACGGGAGGCCAGAGCUCCCUUUGGGCAAAUUGUAAAAGAAUUCCAGAAGGCCUGCUUGGACCCCGAGUGCAUUCCAGCAAUAACUGUGUUCCGUGUUUAUGUCAACGUGCUGACAUCCAUCAGCAUUCUGGCCGUGGAUUUCCCGCAGUAUCCCCGGCGAUACGCCAAGGCCGAGACCUACGGCACCGGAGCCAUGGAUUUCGGCGUGGGAGCCUUCAUCUUUGGAAAUGCUCUUGUUUGCCCUGAGGUUCGGCAGAAGGCUCACACGGCACAGCCCAGGUUCUCCAGCCUGGCCAGGCAGGUUUUUUCCGUGUGGCCGCUGAUUUCCCUCGGCGCGGGGCGGCUGCUGAGCGUUAAAUCCAUCGAGUACCACGAGCACACCUCGGAGUACGGGGUGCACUGGAACUUCUUCUUUACCUUGGCACUGGUGAGACUCGCAGCCUCUCUGCUUUUAGCCAUAUUCCCCAAACACAAGGCUUGGCUUGUGGCUCUAGCUGUGGCUGUGCCUUACCAGCUCCUCCUCAGCACUACCUCUCUGAAGACGUUCAUCCUGCACGGCAGCGACGGCCGGGGCUCCCGGCUCGGCUUCCUGGAUGCCAACCGGGAAGGGCUGUUCUCCCUCUUUGGCUACCUGGCCAUCUACCUGGCGAGCGUGCAGGUGGGGCUGUGGCUGCUGCAGCGCAGGAGCUCGGUGAGGGGCUGGCUGGAAGCCCUCGGGGGGCUGGCCCUGGCCGUUGUGGUGCUGUCGGCGUUGCUGUGGCUGUGCCAGGCGUGCAUGGAGCCCGUGUCCCGCCGCGUGGCCAACCUGCCCUUCUGCACCUGGGUGCUCGCCCACUGCCUGCUGCUGCUGGGCUUCUUUGUGCUCGCUGACCUCGCCCUGGUGUUCACAAAGCUGCUGGUCAAGGGGUCCAGCGUGCCCUGCUGCUGGAAGGUUGUGCAGCCCCCCGAUUCCGGGAAAAAGCACGGAAUGGAGGCCGAGCCGGUGGGGAGGCAAGACAAGCUGUCACAGCUGUGCCUGAUUAGUGCUAUUAACAAAAAUCAAUUACUGUUUUUCUUGCUAGCGAAUGUUAUGACUGGUGCUGUGAACAUCCUGAUAGACACAAUCCACAGCAAGGCUGCCUUUGCGUUAUGCGUACUGCACUUGUACAUGUUUUUUAACUGUUUAAUUAUGUAUGUGUUGCAUGCCAGAAAUGUAGUAUUAAAGUUUUGGUGAUUCCA
Molecule: messenger RNA, 1645 nt
Organism: Pyrgilauda ruficollis (rufous-necked snowfinch)
Lineage: Eukaryota; Metazoa; Chordata; Aves; Passeriformes; Passeridae
Gene: PIGW
Product: phosphatidylinositol glycan anchor biosynthesis class W
Exons: 2
Coding region: 120-1640 (506 amino acids)
Biological process (GO): protein localization to plasma membrane; GPI anchor biosynthetic process
Cellular component (GO): membrane; endoplasmic reticulum
Molecular function (GO): glucosaminyl-phosphatidylinositol O-acyltransferase activity
Source: RefSeq, a predicted model, not a curated record